This is a messenger RNA of Anolis carolinensis (green anole), 684 nucleotides long. RefSeq names its product galectin-related protein A. The coding region runs from base 115 to 555 and encodes 146 amino acids. The transcript has 4 exons. The record is from RefSeq and is a predicted model, not a curated record. NCBI's taxonomy places the organism in Eukaryota, Metazoa, Chordata, Lepidosauria, Squamata, Anolidae. Gene Ontology annotation, molecular function: carbohydrate binding.
UGGUCACUUGUCACAUCCUCCUUUAUUCCUCCUCUUUUGUUUGUUAGGAAAGCAGGAUACUCUAAUUUUCUGACAAACAUCGGGGAAGAAUUGAGUGUGAAGAGCUCAAAAAAGAUGACAGAAAAUGACAAAUCUACACAUGCAGAGAACUAUGCUGGUGAAAUUAAGGGAGGGCUUAGGCCAACCAUGAAAAUUGUUAUCAUGGGAGUAAUAUCUCCCAAUCCUGUCAGUUUUUCAUUGACUUUAUUCUGUGACCCCAUUGAUGAUCAGCCAAGCAAGGAUGUUGGAUUCUUCCUUGCAGUCAGCUUUCCUGAUAAAUCAAUUAUUCGGAAUUCACGAGUUGAUGGGAAAUGGGGCGGCGAGGAAGAUGAAAUUCCUUACUUUCCGUUUACAGCAGGGGAAUCAUUUAAGAUGGAGCUCUUGUGUGAACAUCAGCAGAUUCGGGUUCUAGUCGACGGGCGUCAGCUCUGCAAUUUCAACCACCGUGUCCAACCUACGCAAAGGAUGACAACUUUAAAAAUCUCAGGAGACAUCAAGCUCACCAAGGUGGUAUGAAGAAAAGAACAGAGCUCUCAACAUGAUUAUUGGGUUAUGGCAAAAUAAGUGCUUUCCCUACAUCCCCAACUAACUGUAACCUUUGGGUGUGCAUGAUGAUUGAAAUAUUAAAUGUUCCAGAAAUCUUGA